AUGUACGAUGACGUCCUCUGCGACGCCAUCGGCGGCAACAACAUCUUCCACCACAGCUUCAACCUCUCGGCGACGAAGAGGAUCGAUCGCAACUCGGUGGUGGUCCUCGCCGCCCGCCAGGACUCCUUCAGCCUGCUGGACGGCCUGGCGCCGGGCGCCGACUCGGCCAUCUCCUCCACCGUCGUGCUGAUGGCCGUCGCGGAGAUGCUCCACCAGGAUCCGGCCAUCAGGGCGGCCAUUUCCGCCUCAAGUAAAAAACUGCUCUUUGCACUCUUCGACGGCGAGGCCUUCGACUACAUCGGCUCCAGUGACACCGUCCACCAGAUGGUGGCCAAUGAGCUGCCGCUGGCCGACCCCUAUCGAAUCUCCGCCGAGAAGCUGCACAGUCUCUAUCCCAGUCUCAAUCUCACCCAUCUGUCGCACUUUAUUGAGUUGAGUCAGCUGGGACAGUACCGCCGCCGGAGAAAUGGAAGCACUCGUCAACACCAACAAGGCUCAUUUUCUGGAGAAGAGGAAGAAGAAAUUCACCAGAUCUUCCUUCACAAGGACCCUAAAUCGGCGGGCGUGCCCACGCUGGUGGACCUAGUGAACAGCAUCAAAACGAACGCCGUUGGUCUGAACAAGAUCAAGGUCACGGAAAUUGAGGGUUCCAGCAGUCCACUGCCGCCCUCCUCCGCGCAGUCCUUUCUCAAGAAACGGCCGGCCACCGUGGAGGAUGGCCACUUUGCCGUCCUGGUGGCAGCCAACCACCGCCAAGGCUACCUGAACCGCCACUACAACAGCUUCCUCGAGGACGGGCAGGACUUUGUGCCGGCAAAGGUGCUGGCCAGGCGGCUGACCGACCUGGCCACCCUCUUCGGCCGCGUCCUCUACCAGCUAGUGACUGGAAGGGCGUUGACGCCCGACGUCCGGGCCAGCGAGCGGACGGUGAGCGACCUGCUCACCUGCUACCUGAACAACUCCAAUUGUCGCCUCUUCCAGGAGGUGGCCGGCGCCGAGGAGACGAAGCUGAUUAACGGCACCCAGCCGCCGUACAGCACCUACGUCAGCGUCUUCCAGACUCGCAAUGAGCUGCGUCUGGUCAAUCGGGCGCUGCUCUUCCGCUUCACCGGCCAGGUGAUGAGCGGCGUUCCUAAUGCUACCGAGUGCGACCGGCUGGGCGAUGCAGUGGAGGACAAGCAAUUCCGCUACUGGUGGCUGUACGGCAGCUCGCUGGCGGGCGAGUGCGUCCGCUCCUCCGCCUACAUGGUGCCCACCACCUCGCCGGCCAUCGACCCCGCCUCGCUGACCGUCCGAACUGACCUCCUCUCCGAGUACUCCCUCUGGACGGAGAGCAAGUGGCAGUCCAGCUCGGUGCGCCUCUUCGUCGUGCCCAGUCCGCUGCAGCGGGCGCUGGUCGUCGUGCUGGGCCUGCUGGUGGCCGCCGCCUCGCUGGCCGUCGUCUGGUGGGUGUCCCGCUACGGCAGCGGCGAGGGCCGCCUCUUCUUCAUCAGCGGCGGCUCCAACUCGACCGGAAACAACAGCUCCGUCUGCGAGAGUAUCAGCAACAUUAACAUUGGCGGCAGUGGUGGUGGCAGUGGUGGGGUUGGUAGUCGAAAUAUGAGCAGCAGCAACAGCAGUGUCGGUGGUGGAAAUGAGGCAGAAACUCGAA
Messenger RNA from Rhagoletis zephyria (snowberry fruit fly), 1651 nucleotides. The record is from RefSeq and is a predicted model, not a curated record. NCBI's taxonomy places the organism in Eukaryota, Metazoa, Arthropoda, Insecta, Diptera, Tephritidae.